This is a messenger RNA of Amaranthus tricolor (Joseph's coat), 1913 nucleotides long. RefSeq names its product aspartic proteinase-like. Gene Ontology annotation, molecular function: aspartic-type endopeptidase activity. Gene Ontology annotation, biological process: proteolysis; lipid metabolic process. The transcript has 14 exons. Lineage: Eukaryota; Viridiplantae; Streptophyta; Magnoliopsida; Caryophyllales; Amaranthaceae. The coding region runs from base 121 to 1662 and encodes 513 amino acids. The record is from RefSeq and is a predicted model, not a curated record.
CUGCCCACCACUCUAUAAAUCCUCGACUCGAGAGAAAUAAAAGAGUAGGGAGUUAAAAGCAUAACAUCAUUGCAUUUCUUGUGACACAAACUUUUCCUUCUCCAUAAAAAAUUUGUGAGGAUGGCCAAACACAAUGUGCUGGUGAUCCAGCUGUUCCUUUCACUUCUUCUGCUCCCAUUGGCUCUUUCGUUAUCUAAUGACGGGUUGCUUAGAGUUGGAUUGAAAAAGAAGAAAUUUGAUCCUAAUAAUCGUUUUGCUUCUCAACUCGGGUUCAAAGAUAGGGAGGUGCUCAAAUCUUCCUUUGACAAAUAUCUCUUUGGCAACUCUAAAGAUGUUGGGGAUGUUGAUAUCGUUGCCCUCAAGAACUACAUGGAUGCUCAGUAUUUUGGGGAACUUGGAAUCGGUACUCCUCCUCAGAAGUUUACUGUUAUCUUCGAUACGGGUAGUUCUAACUUGUGGGUGCCUUCAUCAAAGUGUUACUUAUCGAUUGCUUGCUUCUUCCAUUCAAAGUACAAGUCUGGUGCAUCUAGUUCUUACAAAAAGAACGGAACAUCUGCGGCUAUUCGUUAUGGAACCGGAGCUAUAUCUGGCUUCUUCAGUGAAGAUAAUGUGGCGGUUGGUGACCUUGUUGUAAAACACCAGGAAUUCAUCGAGGCUACUAGCGAGCCUGGUAUUACAUUCAUGGUCGCCAAGUUCGAUGGCAUAUUUGGACUCGGAUUCCAAGAAAUUGCAGUUGGAGGUGCUGUUCCAGUAUGGGACAAUAUGGUCAAGCAAGGGCUAGUCAAGGAUCCCAUUUUUUCAUUUUGGCUCAACCGGAACGCUGAAGACGAAGCAGGAGGUGAACUUGUUUUUGGUGGGGCUGACCCGAAGCACUACAAAGGCAAGCACACAUACGUUCCUGUAACAAAGAAGGGCUAUUGGCAGUUCGAUAUGGGUGAUGUUCUUAUCAAUGGUAAAACAACAGGGUACUGUAAUGGUGGAUGCGCAGCUAUUGCUGAUUCUGGAACAUCGUUGUUGGCUGGGCCCACGACUGUUAUUGCCCAAAUCAACCAGGCUAUUGGGGCUUUAGGCGUCGCCAGUCAGGCGUGCAAAAAUGUAGUUGAGCAAUAUGGGGAAACAAUUAUUGAUCUUUUGUUUUCAGUGGAGUCACCAAACAAGAUAUGUUCACAAAUUGGUGUAUGCACCUAUGAUGGCGCUCACGGUGUUAGCAUGGGGAUCGAGUCGGUGACAAAUAAGGAGAGUUCUGAUGGAUCUUCCAAUGAGCUGCGUGAUGGUAUGUGCCCUGCUUGUGAGAUGGCUGUCGUGUGGAUGGAGAGUCAACUCAAACAAAAUGCAACCAAGGAUCGUAUAUUAAGCUAUGCUAGUGAACUAUGUGAACGAGUUCCGAAUCCAAUGGGACAAUCCUCUGUUGAUUGUGCUCAUAUUUCUAAGAUGCCCCCAGUUUCCUUUACUAUUGCAGGGAAACUGUUUGAACUUCGUCCUGAAGAGUACAUACUCAAGAUUGGUGAAGGACCUGCCGCACAAUGCAUUAGCGGAUUUACUGCUAUGGAUAUUCCUCCUCCUCAUGGACCGCUCUGGAUUCUUGGUGACAUCUUCAUGGGUCGGUAUCAUACUGUUUUCGACUAUGGAAAUCUUCGGGUUGGAUUUGCUGAAGCCGCGUGAUAUUGCUAUGCAUUCUUUUUCUUUAACUUAUUUCGUGUGCUCGGUUGGCGGGAUUUUCUCUUGUAUAUAUUGUUUAGUAUGAUAGACUUCAGUUCAAGCAAUACAAUUGAAGUUUGUUGAUUUACUCUGCUAAAUAGUGUUGCUAAAUAAAAGGGGUUUCCGUAUACAAUUUUAAGAUUUAAGUCAGUUAAAAGUUAAUUUAAAUUCAAAAUCAUAAGAAACUCAAAGUUAUUGUAAAAUAUUAUUUUCCC